Molecule: messenger RNA, 930 nt
Organism: Fonsecaea pedrosoi CBS 271.37
Lineage: Eukaryota; Fungi; Ascomycota; Eurotiomycetes; Chaetothyriales; Herpotrichiellaceae
Exons: 3
Coding region: 1-930 (309 amino acids)
Molecular function (GO): catalytic activity
Source: RefSeq, a predicted model, not a curated record
AUGAACGAUGUCCGAAAGGCUCGUCCCUCAUUACAGGCCUCGAGGCUGAGGAACUUGAUGCUCCAGGCGGCGCAAGAUGAGACCCAAAUCGUGCCUAUGGCCUGUAGCUACGACGCCCUUAGCUCGAAAUUGACCCAGGAUGCUGGAUUUCCCGUGGUGUUUUUGUCCGGCUUUGUCGUCGCAGCGUCGCUUGGGCUUCCGGACACCGGGUAUAUCGCGUUCGGCGAAAUGACGCAAAAGAUCGCCGAGGUUGUGCGGCAAGUCGACGUUCCCAUCCUCGUGGACGGGGACACGGGGUACGGAGGGCCGAUGAAUGUGAAAAGGACGGUUCAAGGGUUUGCACUUGCCGGAGCGGCCGGAAUCAUGAUUGAGGACCAGACUUGGCCCAAACGCUGCGGACACUCUCAAGGCAAGACGGUUGUUCCAGAAGACGAGGCGUAUGCGCGGAUACAAGCGGCCGUGGACGCGCGGAACGAGGGUCUCGACAUUUGGAUCCUGGGAAGAACCGAUAGCCUGAUCCUCGGCUAUGACGAAGCGGUCAAAAGAGCCAGGCGAUUCAUCGAGAUCGGCGUGGAUGCCGUAUUCGUCGAGGCAGUGCCGGACCGGGCCAUGAUGAAGCGGCUGGUGCAAGACCUCCAGUUCCCGUGCAUGGUCAACAUCAUACCAGGGGGGUGCACCGAGGUCGUCUCCACCAAGGACCUCGCUGCCAUGGGAUACGCGUGCGUGGUGUAUCCGUUUGCGUUGAUCGCAGCCAAGAUCAAGGCGGUCCGACAGGCGCUGCAAGAUCUCAAGGCCUCUUUCGAGUCGGGAAACCCCCCAGAUACUCUCGACGCGAAUGAAGUCUUCGAAGCCGUGGGGUUUCCACAGUAUUAUGCCGAGGAGGGCCGAUACCAGUAUAAUGGCGUGACGAACAGGCGCAAAGAACAGUAA